Messenger RNA from Funneliformis caledonium, 1928 nucleotides. NCBI's taxonomy places the organism in Eukaryota, Fungi, Glomeromycota, Glomeromycetes, Glomerales, Glomeraceae. The record is from the annotation of a GenBank genome assembly.
AUGAACGUUCCCGGUUACUUAAAAAUUUCUGACUUGUUACGUCAAAAUGAAGUAAAGGAAAAGGGUAAAGGAAAAGCCAAUACGGCUAAUCUUGCAACACUUUUGUUAAAGCACGCAAAUAAAGUUCAAGAAGAAUGGAAGACAAAUUUGUCGAAUUUCAAAGAAAUUCUUCAAAAAAGUCGAAGUAUUCAAAACGAAUUUCGAGAUGAUGAAUUAUUGGAAGAUGAAUAUGGAUCUGAUCUUGUAUAUAACAACCUUCCAUCUACAUAUUACUAUGAUGACUAUUCCGAUAGUGAUUCUGGUACACAUGAUGAAGAUCUCGACUUUGACCUGGAUAAAAAUGUGUCAUAUGACAAGGAAUGGUUACUAGGACAAUGUCGAUUACAUAUUGCCUCAUUCUGUGAUGCAGAUGGAGCGAUAACUCCCGAAAGGUUAUGUACUAGCAUUUUUACAUUACUAAGGUCAGAUAUGGGAGAUGACGAUAUUCAAACAGAAUUGGUCGAUCUCAUUGGCUUUGAUAACCUAAAUUUUGUUAUUACACUGGUAACUAAACGGUUGACAAUCCUUGAAAAUAUUAUUAGUAAAUCACUAUUAGUAGAAACCCCACCAAAGAAAUCCUCUAUUACUAUAAUUAAAGAUAAACAUCAAUCAGAUAAUAAAAGGAUAUCAAAGCGUUCAUGGAGGGAGCAGAAAAAGAACAGCAAAAAAAAAAGCACAGAGGAAGAAGAUUUGAACUCUGCAAAUAUUUUAGGGUUUAGUGCUGACAAAUUACGAGCCAUUCGGGAACAAGCAUUGCGUACCUUUACUCCAUCCGAAAAUUAUAAACACGUCUUCGCCCAUACGAAUCACGUAAUUUCCGUGUUUGGAACCACAUAUUCUCUGCCAGUUGGCACUAUACGUAAAGAUUUUGAUGAUCACGAAGAAAUUAUCAUUCCAAUUACUAGGCGAGCUCCACAGAUAGAAAAUGAAAGACUAAUUCAUCUGAAUGAAAUCGAUAAUCUUUGUAGAGGUUCGUUUAAGGCAAGUUAUAAAACAUUGAAUCGUGUACAAUCACUUGUUUACCCUGUUGCAUAUAAAAAAAAUGAAAAUUUAUUAAUUUGUGCCCCUACCGGAGCGGGAAAGACAGAUAUAGCCAUUCUUACAAUACUACGUACGAUAAAGUGCUAUUGCUUUCCGGAACCGUUGGUCCAACAGGAGCCUCAAGAGUUUAUAAUAUAUCGAGAUGAUUUUAAAAUCGUGUAUAUUGUUCCUAUGAAAGCUCUAGCUGCCGAAAUUGUAAAAAAUCUCGGGGAUCGAUUAAAGUGGCUUGAUGUGCAAGUUAGAGAACUUACAGGAAACAUGCAUCUGACUAAGUCUGAAAUUUUAAAUACACAAAUCAUUGUUACAACCCCCGAAAUAUGGGAUGUAAUUACAAGAAAAAGCAUCGGAGACGUCGAGCUUUCUCAAAAAGUGAGACUUCUUAUUAUUGAUGAAAUUCAUUUAUUACUUGAGGAUCGAGGUGCAGUUCUGGAAAGUUUAAUCGCACGUACCCGUCGUCAGAUUGAAUCUAGUCAAAAAAUGAUCCGUAUUGUAGGCCUUUCCGCUACGUUACCCAAUUAUAUUGAUGUAGCUCGAUUUUUAGGAGUUGACCUAAAAAAUGGUGCCGAGGGAUUAUUUUAUUUUGACGGUGGUUUUAGAACUGUACCGUUAGAACAACAUUUUAUUGGUGUCGAGGGUAAGCCUGGCUCAAUUAUUUCUAAUAAUAACCUCAAUAUUAUUUGCUGGAAGAAAGUCUUGGAUCUCGUCAGAGAAAAACAUCAAGUGAUGAUUUUUGUUCAUUCACGUAAAGAUACCGUUAAAACGGCAAAGGUACUACAUGAGUUUGCAUACGAAUAUGGAUGUUCAGAUUUAUUUGAUGUGUCUACUCUUGAAGGGUAUAAUCUUAGAAA